UGUCAAACUUCACAAUGACUCCAUUCGGUAUCAUACUAGUAAUAACUGCUGUGCUCUCGACCCAGGUUAUGCAAUCUAUAACACAGCCUAAAAAAUAUCGAUGUAUUUCAUCAAGACCGUUGYCACAACCGGAAUCGGAAUCAAUGUCUAACGUAAUGUAUAUAAGAGUACCAACAUUAUCGGUUACAAAAUCAUCUUCCACGGCCUCAAAAUCUCCAGCUCCGGUUUCAAAUUCACAAUCCUCAUUCAUAAAUUCACCAUCUACAGGAUCAAAAUCAUCUUCAGUUCCAAAAAAACCAUCUUCAGUUCAAAAAAAACCAUCUUCAGUUCCAAAAACACAGUCUUCAGUUUUUAAAUCAUCAUCUCCGGCCACUAAAUCAUCAUCAUCAACUGUUCAAAAAGUGACGUCUAAAGUAACCAACUCAUCACGCACAGACAAAAMAUCGCCACCCGACUCCUUUAGUUUAUUUAAGUUACCGUUAAAAUUAAUUUCUAGUUUACUGGUACCACUAAUACCAACAACAAUUAGACAAAACACAUCUUCGAUUAUUUCACCACUAUUUAGUUUUCAGAUGCCUUUAACAUUCUCAACGAUUCAUCAUCCUAACUAUCUACCUUGUAAUACAAAUAACUCGCCUUAUCCGUGUAACUCAUUACCCGGUAUCUCAAACAAUAUACCUAUUUCUUUUAACCCUCUACCCGGUAACACGAACAAUUCGCCUAUCCCUUCUAAUUCUAUACCCGAUAACACCAAUACUUUGCCUACUCCUUGUAACCCUCAACCCGGUAAUACAAAUACCAUAACUACUCCUUGUAACUCACUACCUGGGAACACUAAUACCACCCCUGAGCCUAGUAAUUCUCUACCCACAGGUAAUAAAAAUAACUCGAUUAAUCUUUGUACUUCUAUAGCUAGCAAUACAAAUAACUCAAUUAAUGUUCUUUGUAAUUCUUUUCUAGGGCAUUCACAYAAAUCCAUUAUUUUUAAUUGGUUUUGCAACUUUUUGCUAAACAAAAUAAAAAAUGUAAGCUGCGAUAUUCCACCAACUGAAAUUAUUCCCACGCCUAGCGAACCUAAUCCACCAGCGACUACGGACAAUCCUAAUACAUUAUUACCCGUAACGAGUGACUUUACUGUUACAUCAACUGAAGAUAUUACAACAAAUGAUAAUAACACACCGAACGAUAAUUGCACACCAAAUGAAAAUAAUACACCAAAAUAUGAUACACCGCAUGAUAAUAACAUACCAAAUAACAAUAUACCAACAUCCACAUCACACUAUCCUAUUCCACCAUGUAUUUUUACACCAAUUAGUAAGAUUCAUAAACCUUGCCUACCAUUGAUCCAUAGUCAAAAACCAAAACCUUGUAGUGUACCAAUAACCCACUCACAUUCGCAUAUCCCAUUAAAGUAUUAUCCACCAAAUCAUGCACCUUGUUCACCAUCUUACACU
Molecule: messenger RNA, 1454 nt
Organism: Diuraphis noxia (Russian wheat aphid)
Lineage: Eukaryota; Metazoa; Arthropoda; Insecta; Hemiptera; Aphididae
Source: RefSeq, a predicted model, not a curated record